This is a messenger RNA of Loxodonta africana (African savanna elephant), 2145 nucleotides long. RefSeq names its product beta-galactosidase-1-like protein 2. Bases 1 to 2145 code for a protein of 714 amino acids. Gene Ontology annotation, cellular component: vacuole. Gene Ontology annotation, molecular function: beta-galactosidase activity. The transcript has 21 exons. The record is from RefSeq and is a predicted model, not a curated record. Gene Ontology annotation, biological process: carbohydrate metabolic process. Lineage: Eukaryota; Metazoa; Chordata; Mammalia; Proboscidea; Elephantidae.
AUGCGGGCCUUCCUGGUGAGACCUGAGUGCAUCCUGUGCUUGUCUUCAGCCUUAUCAGUCAUGGCUCAGCUCGCAGACAACUUCUCGCUGAGGAUUAAUCAAGUACAUCUGACCCCCUCACACUUGAAGCACCGCACUGAGGGUCUAAAAGUUAAGGGCUCAAACUUCACACUAGAUGGUUUUCCAUUCCUGAUUGUGGCGGGCACUAUCCACUACUUCCGGGUACCCAGAGAGUACUGGAGGGACCGCUUGCUGAAGCUGAAGGCUGGUGGCUUCAACACCGUCACCACGCAUGUUCCCUGGAACCUCCAUGAGCCAAUGAAAGGACAAUUUUAUUUCGCUAAAAACUUGGAUUUAAAGGUUUUUAUAUUCACAGCUUCAGAGGUAGGACUGUGGGUCAUUCUAUGUCCAGGCCCUUAUGUCGGUGGCGACCUAGACCUUGGAGGCUUGCCCAGCUGGUUACUCCGGGAUCCAAGAAUGAAGCUGAGAACAACUUACAAGGGUUUCACUAAAGCUGUAAAUCUUUAUUUUGAUCAGCUGAUUCCCAGGAUAGCAUCACUACAGUACCACAAGGGAGGUCCCAUCAUUGCUGUGCAGAUAGAGAAUGAAUAUGGUUCAUAUUAUAAGGAUAAAAAAUACAUGAAAUAUAUUAAAAAGGCUCUGGUGGAAAGAAAGAUCGAGGUGCUACUUAUGACUGCUGAUGAUGGACAAGAAGUGACAAAGGGCCACUUAAAAAACGUGCUUGCUACUCUUCAUAUGAAGAAUAUCUACAAAGAAACUUAUCGAAAACUUUUUUCGUUUCAGGGUCUUAGUCCUGUAUUAAUGACAGUAUAUACAGCAAGCUCCUUUGACACAUGGGGCCUUAUCCGCCGCACUCUUGAUUUGCACAUGUUGUUGAAAGAUGUGCGUGAAAUGUUCACACUUAGGUUUUCCCUCAACUUCUAUAUGUUCCAUGGUGGCACCAACUUUGGCUUCAUGGGCGGAGCUAUGUCUUCAAAAAACUAUGUCUCUGUGGUCACCAGCUACGACUAUGGGGCACUGCUGACAGAGGAUGGAGACUACACCCCUGAAUACCUCACAUUUCAAGAGUAUUUUAGCUCUGUCCUAGUGGUUCCCACACACCUCCAACCAGAACGUAAACCUAAGGCUGUGUAUAACACAGUGAUACCAUCACACUACUUGUCACUGUGGGAUAUCCUGCCCUACCUGGAGGAGCCAAUUCAAUCUGUCAAGCCAAUCUGCAUGGAGGAGCUGCCUGUGAACCAAGGUAGUGGGCAGUCCACAGGAUACACACUGUAUGCGACUUCCAUAACCACUGGAGGCAUCCUCACAUCAAGGGGUAAUGUUCAAGAUCGGGCUCAGGUGUUUUUGGAUGAAAAGUAUGUAGGAGUCUUGGAUCAUUCCACUGAUCACCUGACCCUUCCCUUCAAAAAUAAGGAUGCCAAGGGGUGCCCACUCUGGCUGGUCUGUCUUGAGCAGAGCUACAGGAACUACUGGACUCUAAGUAUCCUGGUGGAGAAUCAAGGCCGGAUUGCCUAUGGGCAGAAUAUCAAUAAGGAGAGAAAAGGUUUAACUGGGAACAUCUAUCUGAAUAAUUCCCCAUUAAGGGGAUUUAAGAUCUUCAGCCUGGAGAUGAAGGCUAAUUUCAUACAAAGGGGCCUUCCUAACCUGUGGAAACCAUUACCAAAUCAAGUUUCGGGCCCUGCCUUCUUCCUUGGUUUCCUGAGAGUUGAUCACACCCCCAGAGACACUUUCAUAAAACUGAAGGGCUGGAAAAAAGGAGUAAUUUUUAUCAAUGGACAAAACCUAGGGCGCUACUGGGAGAUAGGUCCCCAGGAAACUUUUUACCUUCCGGGACCCUGGCUUCAUCCAGGAAAAAAUGAGAUCAUCGUGUUUGAGGAAAUGAAAGCUGGUCCUGACAUUCAGUUCACAAACAUAUCUCACCUAGCCCUAGCAGAGGCAGAGAGAGCUGUCUGGAUAGCCGAUUGUCACAAUGGCACCAAUCCAAAGCAUUCAGACCACCAGGAGACCAGGCUCCUUUUUGCUUGUCCAAACUCUCACCCCUGCAGCGAUGGCAGCAGAAGAGCAGAAUGUCACCUUUGCUGCACAACCCUUUUCCAAACUCCUUCUCAGACUUUCCCGUAA